ACUCCCUCCCUCUCUCUCUCUAUCUCUCUCUCUCUCUCUCUUUCUCUUUGUUUCUCUUUUUAAGUGCCAAUUAUAAACCCACAGGGAACGGAGAUACUUCUUAUCAUGAAGUCCACGAAGAUUAGUGCCUGUCUUAUCAGUUCAAUGAAAGCUCGUUUCUCAUCCUGCACCCCUUAAUCGAUCUUGGGCGUGUUGUUCUCUGGUUUGGGGCUGCAUGCGGAUAGCCACGUAUUAUGCACUCAAACUGCCACGAGAGACGCACCGGAUUGAUGUUUUAAUUGGCCUUAUUCUUAAAACAGAUCGGCCUGGCCAGUGACUACCCUCGACUUCGUUUACUUUGGCGCAUACUCUUAAUCGAGGCGGUCAUUGUUUGUGGGGAGACAGGGUCCGGCGCAUCCCUUUCAUGGUUUCACGACAUCUCAGGCAAAUUAUUGCAACAUGUUGGGGUAUAUUUCCUUUGGAGGAUUGGACAGUGUAGACUUCCUGUGCUUCUCAUCACACAUUGAUAUCUCAGUGUUUAUUUAAGCAUAUGAUUUUAUUCUUUGAAUAUAUAGGGAAAUACUGCCUUAUUUUUACCUAUUCCCAUCUUUUAUCCUUUCCCUGUUCCAUCCCCUUUUUGAUUCACUUGUGGGUUUUGCACACCUCAUUCUGUUGCCCACUAUUGGCCAGCUGUGACAAUCAUUUCCUGGCCAACAUCAUCCCCUGAUCAAAACAUCUGUGCCUCUAACAACAGCCUUGAUAUACUGUAGCCGUAUCUACUUCGUUCUUCGUUCACUUCCUACAUCUUGCAUACAUAUCCUAUCUGUCUGUUUACUCCAAAUUUCCAUAUCGAUUCUCCCGAACAGUAAAAUGCGCCUUUUUCUAACUACCGCUCUCGUGGGGCUCGUUGGUUGGGUUUCCGCGUCUGCUGUUUCCACACGACAAUACUGUGGUCCAAAGUAUGAAAUGUGCGCUGCAGAGGGUGCCAUUUCAGCGGCUCCUCCUUCCAUUGGCCCAGACAUGCGAAAGCUUUUCGUCUCCGUGGUAGAAUCAGUUGACGUUACAAACCCCUGGAAGCGAGGGAUUACCAAACGUGUUGAUGCUGUUCAACGAGCUGAAUUGCCUGGUCUUUGCUGCAAGCUUGGAAUGGAAUGCCGGCUACUUGAGAAUUAUCAAACCUCUUUUUGCUGGGAUCGAUUUACAACAAACUUCUACCUUGUCGAUGGCUCCUAUGGCAGUAUUCUGACUGGAAUUUACAACACCUCCGCUAGCGACACUAUAGAUCUAGUCUCGGGCAAAUACACACGCUCCAACGGGGAAACAGGAAAUAUCUACGAUGGUGACGAAGCAUCUAAGCCUAAUACUAGCACUAUGGUUCUUCCUCCGGCAUGGACAAGCAAAGGUGUCGGUACUGCCAUUCCAGGCAGCGAACUGGGAGACGGAGCGACAUAUACAACCACCAUCCCUGGCAUCACUAAGGAUCCCGUGACUAUCCCGCCGUCCACAAUUCCUGCGUCAACCAUCGACGGCACAGUCAUACCGGGAACCACGAUCCCGGGUACAACUAUACCCGGAACUACAUCUCCUCCAUCUACACUCACCAAGACGAGACCAAACCCAAAUGAAACAGGGUCCCCGUCAGCAGCGGCUGGGGAGAAAAUAGUAGCUCUGCCUAUGAUUGAAGCGAUCUGUUGGCCUGCUCUAGUGCUUAUAGCAUUUUUAGGUCUGUAAUCGAACAUUGAAUUGGGUUCCUUUACAGGAAGGCAAACGGGUUUCAAAAAAUUUGGUAUCGUUUUGGCUACUACGCUACGUUGGAGGUUAUUUGUUCUCACCAAGUUUGCCCAUGUCUCCAUAGACGCAAGCCGCCAAGUCUUUGCGGAUGGAGAUAGCCCUAAACUUUGUCAAGCGUAAGCUAUCAGUGGGCUUCAAGACAUGUGAUUCCAAAUGCAAAAUGUAAUUUCACAAUAGAGAGCCAAGAAGCAGCUUCGGUACCCUAUAUUCAUUCCUCUUUUGUAUUUGUUCUCAUGAGUUUGUUCUGUUCCUGCUCACCUACGGUUUAGCGAUGAUAAGGCGAGUAUAUAUACGAGCGUCAAAGCAGUCAUAAUGACAGGAGUCCUUGAUCCACACUUACAUUACUGCGCUCGAUCAAUUCCUUAACGUUUAAGUCAAUAUUGCUCCCCUCAACUGAACAGGAACUAGUUAUUCUCCACGCCAAAAAGGACGGAAAAAUGUGUUUCUUGAAAUUCAUCAUCUCGACCGUACUACUUGCAUUCAUAAAACUAUUACCUUUCAAUGCGGCUGCGACUAAACAUGGACAGACAAGGGAGGUAUGUCGCCCCCAUUUAGUUCUGUUAUACCUGAAAAUCUCUGGUCUAGAAGCUGAGAAGGUUGUUGGAGUGUUGAAAAUCGUCCACUAUUAGCAAAUCAAUUAAAAGCGAAAAUGAGACUUCAGAGAUCGUCUAUUGGGCAUCUCGCGGCUCUCGCUCGAUACAAUAUCUUCAAUAGGUACCCUACCCUUUAACUAGAGAGACUAACAAAAGACUAUACAGGUUUCCUACUUUGCUGGUCCUAAUAAAACCAGCCUAGAGGGUAUCAUCCCAAAGGGUAUAUGCGAAAAUUUCAACAACGUCUUGUGCGUCCUAAUCCCCCCUACAGACCAGAAACAAAGCAAAUGACCACUGACAUCCCAUCUCCAUACCAAGUACCGGAAAUAGUGGCUCCCUAGAGAUUCCAUAUGGGAUAUAUUGCAGCAUCUACGAGUGUGGCCCCCUAUACUUUCCUGUAUUUACUUUCUUCCAUUGGGUUUGAGAAUCCCGCUAAUGAUGUAACGACUACUGCAUUGAAUAAUAGUUCGACAAACUGUACUGGCAACUGGAUCUUUCAGUUAAACCACCCAGGAAUUGAUGAUCUUUCGGCAAACCUUGUCCCAUACCUUAUUCCGCUGUCCAUGGAAUGUUUCGAAUAUGGAGACUGGUAGAGUUGCCACAGCCGAGGAAGGGGAUGAGAGGAAUUGGGCAGUUAAACUCGGAUUUGAAAAAAGGUGAGCUUUCACGUCAAGGGCUCUGAUGGUUAAAUGACUGCUUUGAGUCUUGGUCUGGGAGAUUUAUUUGAGUGACAAACCAAAGGAAACUCCCGCAGCCAAACUGAAGUCAAUUAACACGCACUUUGUACGUAUGCACAGUCGUACCUCGCCUCUCGUUAUUCUAUCAGGACUAAUCAGCUCGGUUAAAACGCAUGUACUGGGUAUACACGUGUCGGGUAUUUCGUAUGAAUAUAUCGGAAACGUAUGAAUCUCAUAUGUAACAAGAUAUGCUUAUUUCUUCUCUGUACCACUAUCUAUCCUAGCUAGUUCGAUACAAAAUAUAGGGAUUUUUAUAGGAAAAUGAAUGUGCGAGCCAAGAAGCUAGCAAUUAGUGAGUAUUAAUGAGCAAUUGUAGUAGGCUGAUGAUGAUAGGAAAAAUAGUAGUAAUAUGAUGUUAGUAGAGAUCAUAGCAUAUGACCUCUUAUUUCCCAA
Messenger RNA from Blastomyces gilchristii SLH14081, 3493 nucleotides. RefSeq lists its product as uncharacterized. The record is from RefSeq and is a predicted model, not a curated record. Lineage: Eukaryota; Fungi; Ascomycota; Eurotiomycetes; Onygenales; Ajellomycetaceae. The transcript has 3 exons. Bases 850 to 1710 code for a protein of 286 amino acids.